AUGCCCGUGUGUACGGAUUGUGGGGGGACCGUGAUCGAAUACGACGCCGCAGCCGGAAACGGCUUCUGCAUCAAAUGCGGCACAGUUGUCGAGGAGAACACGAUUGUCAAUGAAGUCAGCUUUGGCGAGACGUCUUCUGGCGCCGCCAUGGUACAGGGAUCGUUCGUAGGCCAAGGAGCGACCCACGCGAGAUUGACCGGACCAUACGGAAAUAGGAGCAGCACCGAGUCCAGAGAACAGACGAUCGCUAAUGCCAGCAGGAAAAUACAGAGCAUCGCCAAUGUUCUGCACCUCUCGGACGUUGUAUGUCUAGCCGCAACACGCUUAUACACGCUAGCUGUCGAACAUAAGUUCACCAAAGGCCGGAAAAGCCUCAACGUCGUCGCCGUCUGCCUGUACGUCGCAUGCAGACAAAAGGAGACGCGCAACUACAUGCUGAUCGAUUUCUCGGACCUCCUACAAGUGAAUGUAUUCGAGCUGGGGCACACGUAUCUACAGCUCGUGCAGACGCUCAACCUCCGGCUCCCGCUCGUCGACCCGUCGCACUACAUUUCGCGCUUCGCCGCGCUCCUCGAGUUCGGGGACGAAACACACCGCGUCGCGGCUGAUGCCAUACGACUCGUGCAGCGGUUCGACCGCGACUGGAUGACGCGCGGACGGCGCCCAGCAGGGAUCUGCGGGGCGGCGCUCCUGCUCGCAGCGCGGAUGAACAACUUCCGGCGGUCGAUCGAGGAGAUCGUGCAGGUGGUGAAGAUCGCGGACACGACGCUGAAGAAGCGGCUGGACGAGUUCAAGAGGACGCCGAGCGGGGCGCUGACGCUGGCGGAUUUCCGGAAUGUGUGGCUCGACGAGGAGAUGGACCCACCCGCGUUCACGAAGGCGAAGGAGCUUGAGGAGGCGAUGCGGUUGGCGGAGCUGGAGGAACAGGCCCAGGCGGACGGGGAGGGGGACAGUGGGGCUGCAGAGUCGAUAACCAAAGGGAAAGGCAAGAAACGAAAAAGAAAACGGAAAAGAGUAGACGAGGAGGACGAGGAGGACGCUGAUGUUAAUGCAGGGAAUGCAACGGACGCUUCCUUGGGACGAGUCCCAAUCGAUCCUUCACUCCUUGACGAAAGCAUACUUGCCGGCAUUAUUGAUGCAGCCACCGGAGCUGAAUUGACAUCUUCGACCUCUUACAUCAACAUCGAUCCUUCCCUUCGACCUCUUUCCCCAGAUAAUAUUCCUCAGUCUCUCCCGCUACAUCCAACGGAGCCUUCUCUGGCUGAUGAAACGCUAGCAUUUUCAACUGAAGGCACGGCCGCAAGCUCGACCAUUGCUCCCAACGAACCUUCUCAAGACCCGAGUUCUCCUCCAGCAGAGAAGACUCCCCUGUUUCUCCCCCUCGACCUACCCGACGUCGACGAAGUAGUCAAUGCCGCACUCGCCGAGGAGGUAUCCUCUAUCCUCGCGAAUCCACAGAGCAGCAGCCUCACCGAGGCCUUGGAAGAGCGGGAAGAGCGGCGCCUUGCGCAAGCCGCAGUCGUCGACGAGCUGCUUGGCCUCGAUGAAUCUGAGCUCGACGACUUCAUCUUGACGCCGGACGAGGUGCGGAUCAAAGAACGCGUGUGGGUGGAGCUGAACAGGGAUUACUUGGAGGCGCUCGCUGCGAAAGGCGAGCAACUUGAAUCAGGAGGUACAAGCAAGAGUCGCAAGCGCCGGAAAACCAACAAGCCCCGCGACGCAUCUACAGCGCAUGGGGCCACGGCAGCAGAGUCGGUUCGGAAUCUCAUCAAGAAAAACCCCAGGUACAGCCGGCGUAUUAAUUACGAUGCGUUGAAGGAUCUGUUUGGUGAUGCUGGAGGGCCUGGGCUACCUCUUGGAGAUGAUAAGGACGACGGGGAGGAGUUGUACCAGAUGGGAGACGACAAGAGUGAGGAUGGUGGUGAGAGGCCGGUGAUGGUUAUCGAGGAGGCGGGCAGUGUUGCCGCAGCACGCCCGGCUGAAGAAGUUAGGCAUGGAGUUCAUGGGAACAACGAAGAGGGCGACGGUAGCGAUAAAAGCGACGACGAGGCGGGGCCGAUGCACUGGGAAGAUGUGUACGAACAGGAAGUAUGA
Messenger RNA from Pleurotus ostreatus (oyster mushroom), 2094 nucleotides. RefSeq names its product transcription factor TFIIIB subunit brf1 (gene BRF1). Gene Ontology annotation, molecular function: RNA polymerase III type 3 promoter sequence-specific DNA binding; RNA polymerase III general transcription initiation factor activity; TBP-class protein binding. Lineage: Eukaryota; Fungi; Basidiomycota; Agaricomycetes; Agaricales; Pleurotaceae. The coding region runs from base 1 to 2094 and encodes 697 amino acids. Gene Ontology annotation, biological process: DNA-templated transcription initiation; transcription by RNA polymerase III; transcription preinitiation complex assembly. The record is from RefSeq and is a predicted model, not a curated record. Gene Ontology annotation, cellular component: transcription factor TFIIIB complex; transcription preinitiation complex; nucleus. The transcript has 7 exons.